This is a messenger RNA of Ictalurus punctatus (channel catfish), 2510 nucleotides long. RefSeq lists its product as uncharacterized. Gene Ontology annotation, biological process: base-excision repair. Bases 655 to 2178 code for a protein of 507 amino acids. The transcript has 4 exons. Lineage: Eukaryota; Metazoa; Chordata; Actinopteri; Siluriformes; Ictaluridae. Gene Ontology annotation, cellular component: nucleus. Gene Ontology annotation, molecular function: double-stranded DNA 3'-5' DNA exonuclease activity; phosphoric diester hydrolase activity; DNA-(apurinic or apyrimidinic site) endonuclease activity. The record is from RefSeq and is a predicted model, not a curated record.
UCUCUUGCUUUGUAUGUAGAAGCUAAAAGUCUCCUUUUCUGUUUUCUUGCCACAUUUUGCGGCAAGUUGUCUGACUUGAGAACUGAGAUCAAGGGAUCAAGGAGCAUCAAAAACAAGUUACUUGUCUGGUGUUUAAGUUGUCUGACCUGAGAACUGAGAUCAAGUGAUUAAGGAACAUCAAAACAAACACUGGUGUCUCUGCAUUCUGUGAUCCAGUGUGGCCUCCAAAGCUGACUGUCCGGUCUUUCCGGUAAGAUUGCCAUUACAUUGCAAAUUGUCCUGUACACAAACAUGAUAAACAUUAUUAGGGAGUUCUCCUUAGUGAUCUCAUGAACCUGUGCAGAUUGUUUACAAAUGUGUGUUUUCUGUUUUAAACCGAUGCAUAAGCAAUAAAGCGCAAAAGCAGUUGUAAUCUCUUUUUCCUUUAUGUAAUUUUAUGCAGUGAAAACUGUACAACUUUCAAAUAGAGGUCAUUUACCCAAAUACUACCCAACACACAUGUGAUUAUUUUGUGUGCAAUAUCUCCACUAUGUACAAUAAUUCCUGUAGAUUUAACAAAUGCCUUAUAUCAUAACUUCUUACAUAUGUAUUUUGUUUAUUUCUUUCAUUUGACCACCAGCUGACUGCUGAGCACAAGAAGUCCAAUCAUUAAUCAUGAUGCCCCAAGAAAAAACAAGCCUCCGUUUUGUCACCUGGAACACUAAUGGUAUAAGAAGCCCAGAUGAAAAGUUUUCAAAUGUGUUGCGGAGUCUCCGUAAAAUUCAGGCUGAUAUUGUCUUUAUACAAGAGACACGUGUAGGGCCAGAUUGUUACAGAAUCUUCACAGACUUGGUACCAUUUCCUUAUCAUAAAGAUUGGAAAGUCUACUUCACUGUACACAGCCCUAAAAGCAAAGGAGUUGCAAUACUGAUAAAAAACAACAUACCAUUUGAAUACAUAUGCCAUGAUGAGGAUUGUAGUGGAGGUUACAUUGUGCUCUUCUGUCAUCUGUAUGGUGAACUGCACACUCUUGUUAAUGUGUACAAUCAUAAGGCAGACAGACUUGUCUUAGGUAGAUUAAAAGAAUAUCUGUUGGAGACAGCUGAGGGUGUACUAGUGGUUGGAGGUGAUUUCAACACAGUUUUACAUCCCAGCUUUGAUCGGAGACCUUCAGCUUUAAGGCCUUCAACAUUUAGAGAUCUUUUAGAAGACUUUACUGUUUCUCUGAAUCUCAGAGACACCUGGUCAUACUUAUGCUAUGCUGAUGAGGGCUUUACACGAAGUCAGAAUGAGAGUCACUCCAGAAUAGACAUGUUUUUCUUGCACAAUGACACACUGGUACGAGCACGUACUAUCACUGUACAGGACAAUGACAUUUCUGAUCAUAAUCAAGUUGUCCUGGAACUUGAAGUGCAGCAACAGACGGAAAAAACAUUUCCAAAAGUUUCCUUGCUUUUUAAGCAAAUUCCAAAUAACAGAACACCCAACAGGAUAUCAGGGAAGAUUAGUGGGGCAGAAAUCCUGAGUGCCAUCAAGACUUUGGCUGACUCACAAGAACAAAGACCUGGUGAAAAGCAAGUGGGCUACUAUAAAAGCAAUCGGUGCCAAGUGACAGAAAGCUUAAAGAUAACUUACAACAACAUGUUAAAGACAAAUCAUGUAUCUGAAGCUUUUAAAGAAUCUUAUCAUUCACAAGACAGAUAUGUCUUCAGUGCAGAAUAUUUGAUAUUCUCUCAAAUUUUAGCCAAGCGACUUAGUGCAUACAUUUCCCCCUAUAUCAAGGAAAAGCCAGAAAAAAAUCUUGAUAAAUUUCUCACUGUGACAUUUGAGAAAGGCAUACAAGAGAUUACGUUUUCUUUCCUUGAGACAAGCCGUGAACUUCAUAAAGACUUGAGGUCCUCUGUCCCCCCAACCAAGUUCCGUAUUCUGGGGCGCCUUCUUCCAGAAGUCCAAGGCUCUUCUGGGAAACUCAGACAUUUGCUGCCUGGCUGUCCACUUACCAACACUAUCCUUAAUUUAGCUCUGAAUAAGCUAGAUUGGAUUCUCAAUAGUGAGAAGAAGUGCAGGAGUAGUGUUUGUUUCCACAGACAGGCUCUGCUCAUACAUGCACACCCGAGCAAACAGGAGCGAGUUGUUUGGCUAAUUGAGAAAUUCCAGGAAGAUUCAGGAAUUAAAUUUAAAAGACAAUUUCAUAGAUAGAGACUGAGAUGAUUAAAACACACAAAUGUAUGUUACAGCUAGAUUACAUUUAUACAUUUACUGUGGUAGGAUUACAAAAUAUCCAGACACGACCAAGACAAACUAUUUAAUUUUAUGUUGUUAUCCUGACUUUAAAAUACUUUAUUGAUGUACAGCACUACCUAGAUACUAAAUAUUUUGAGAAUUAUUAAAGGGCUUUUCAACAGCAACCAUUUGAAGAAUAUUAAGCAUAUGACAAGUUCUGUACAACAUCUGCAUUGCAAAUUGAAAUUGCAUUUAAACCUCCGUCAGAGGUGCAUUUAUUUUUUCAUGUCUGACCAAAAAUUAUAUAU